This is a messenger RNA of Hippocampus zosterae (dwarf seahorse), 1224 nucleotides long. RefSeq names its product ethanolamine kinase 1-like. Gene Ontology annotation, cellular component: cytoplasm. The coding region runs from base 74 to 1138 and encodes 354 amino acids. Gene Ontology annotation, biological process: phosphatidylethanolamine biosynthetic process. NCBI's taxonomy places the organism in Eukaryota, Metazoa, Chordata, Actinopteri, Syngnathiformes, Syngnathidae. The record is from RefSeq and is a predicted model, not a curated record. Gene Ontology annotation, molecular function: ethanolamine kinase activity. The transcript has 8 exons.
UGACGAGAUUGUUGGUUCACCAGACAUGGAUGCACUGCGGACGCAUUAGUGGACUUGGUGAAGGUUUCCAUUGAUGAGAUUAGGGUUGAAAAUGAAGACGUGCGAUGAACUUCUCCACAUUGACGUCCACGUGGAUGAAAGUGAAGCGCGCACCUCCGUCCUGGACCUCCUGAGAAUGCUGAGACCUCACUGGAUGCCACAAGACAUCCGCAUGAAGACGUUCACCGAGGGCAUCACCAACCGGCUGCUGGGCUGCUCCGUGGACGAGUCCGACUGCGUGCUGGUACGAGUCUACGGCCAACAGACCGAGCUCUUUGUGGACCGCCAGCGGGAGGUGGAAAUGUUCCGCCUCCUCCACUCUCACGGCCGCGGCCCGCAGAUCUACUGCAGCUUCCGCAACGGCAUCUGCUACCAGUUUGUCCCCGGAGACGUGCUGGAGGACAGGCUGCUCUGCCAGCCCUCCAUAUACAAAUUGAUCGCAGCUGAGAUGGCGAGAAUCCAUUCCAUCUGUCCACCGAACGCUCAUCCCCGCGAGCGUCUGCUGUGGACCAAGAUGUCUCAUUUUCUCACGCUCUUAGAGGACAGUGGCAAACUCAGCGGGCCAAGUUCGUCGUCCGGCCCGCAGUUGCCCAGUUUGGCGAUGUUGUCGGCGGAGGCGGAGUCACUGGAGCGCCACCUCUCGCCGUUGGGCUCGCCCAUCGUGUUGUGUCACAACGACCUCCUGACCAAAAACAUCAUCCACGACCGUGAGCAGGGAAGAGUGAGCUUCAUCGACUACGAGUAUGCCGAGUACAACUACCAGGCCUUCGAUAUUGGCAAUCACUUCAAUGAAUUUGCUGGUGUCCAGGACAUCGACUACAGCCGUUGGCCGAGCCGCCGCCUGCAGAGCGACUGGCUGGUGGCCUACUUGUUGACCUACAAACACUGCACGGGGCAAGACGUCAGCGUGACCCGGGAUGAGGUGACACGACUCUACGUGCAAGUCUGCAAGUUCUCAUUGGCAUCCAACUUCUUCUGGGGUUUGUGGGCAAUUCUCCAGUCUCACUACUCCUCGAUUGAUUUUGACUUCCACAGGUAUGCCAUGGCGCGACUCAACCGCUACUUUGAGAAGAAAGAAGAAUAUUUUUUAAUGAAAUGAAUUAAAAAGAGAGCAGGACGGUGAUGUAACCGUUGUAACCUGGAAAUGUAAAGAAAGACGGAAUGACAUUAAAUACUUGGAUAAGU